GGCUUGUGACAGCUGCUUGCUUUUUGUUUUAUUUCCGACUCGUCGCAUCAACACUUGAACUGCUUCACCUCACAGCGCGUUGUCACUCUCCGAUCAUUCUCUUGAUGGCGAGCUGUAAAUGGUAGCUCCUAGUACACCUCAUCACCCUGUGUUGAUUUUUUUUUCUCCCGUCGCCCAUCACGAUCGGAAGCAAUUUACACGUUUAAGGAUCAGAUAAGGACAUGAUGAAUCGGUUUAGAACUAAGAAGAAGGCUAAGGAUGAGGAUGGCGCUCCUCGUCCCUCACAAGACUCUGAAUCUUCAAUGCCUUUCCGCGGCUUUAGGAAAGGGAAGAAGUCGCAGGAAAACGAAAAGAAAGAAAUCGAUAUAACGGCGGUACUACCCUCCAAUGAUGAUUUUCGUACGAGUCUGCUUAUGACUGGGCUUUCUGCACGAUUUUCGAUGUUGCGGGAGCAGGACGACCCGAAUACAAAAAUUGGCAAAGCAAGCGAUGACAGUGUUCUGUUUCCUAAGCGACAGUCGAGGAUGGAUUUGUCUUCGUUCCGCGGCCUUGGAGACAUUGCCGAAGUCGAAUCAGUCAAGGCCAUUCCGCCUUUCGCUCGGAAGGGUUCUUACAACUCGGACGACGCAGACUUGCUCAACGAAGGAAGUAUAAUGAGUCGCGCCAAACCUACCGAGGGUAACAACCUUUUUGGUGGACGUCAAAAGAUAUAUAAAAUUCCUGCUGGUGCUAGCUCAUCCAAAGGCGUGGAUGGUGGUAUGGGUGGUCGCGCGCUGUACGAUGAUGAUGUUGCACAAUCAGCAUUUCAAAAAUGGAGGCGAGCCGAGAAGGAGCGGGAGCUGUCACAGGAUGAGCACAAUGAAUCUGAUGCACAGGACGAGCAGAGAAAUUCCUCGUCUGACCUUGAUCCCCCUCGCUCAGAAUCGCCUAUCUUUAGUAAUUACAAUCGAAAGCGGGAAACUUCGUCUACAUUGUCGUCUACGCCAUCUGUUGCUAGACAUUCAUCUGCCGCUACUUCAAUCACGUCUUUUCAGCCCACACCGUCUGUGAAAGAUUGGCAACCAGCGAGUGGUUAUAGCUCCGGGCCUGAGCGAAGUGUGACUCGAACAAGGCGUCUUUACGAGACUGGUUUUUUCAACCAAGACGCGCAGGAGUCGGGGCCUGGCGGCUUAUCGCGCAUAGAUACGAUGAGUCGGCAACGACCAUUUGGCACUCGAACACCCGAGUUGGGUCAACAAUCACCCUCUGUGGGUUUCGCAAACCGGCUGAGCGGCGAGCGAAAACCUCUGGCUAAAGCUAGCGCACCUAACCUUCGUUCGAUAAGUCCUCCUGCAAGUGCCUCGCCAACAGGACCCCCGAACCUCGGUAUUCGAGUUCCAAGUACAGAAGGCAAACCCAACCACGGCGGUGCCCCACCUAUAAGCCCUCCCAUUAGCGAAACAGAAGAAAAUACUCUAAUGUCUAUCAAUCCGAAUGAUAGAGGCAAGGCUACCGCUCUUGGAGUAUUUCAAAAACCUGCGCAGCCUUAUGACGAAUCAAGGUUUGCACAAAGGCAGUUACAACUGCAACGAGGACGAGAGACGCCAACACAGAAGGCUCGUGAUAGUCCUAACCCACCCGCGCCUGAGCAAAAGUCCAGAUCGCCUUCCCCGGUUCAACAAGAGAUUGUUGACUCCCCGACUGCUCCUGUAUUCACAGUAACGCAGUCACCUAAAAAGGAUGUACCUCAACCCACCUCAUUUUUGGUCGAUUCGGAUGGAAGCGAUACAUCGUCAAUGAUGUCACCCAAGCCCUUGCCAUCCCCACAGAUUCAUCUCCGACGGCCUUCCGAUAGAGAACAUCCCGCCCUUCGGCGAGAUUCUGGCGUGCCUACGCCUGCAUCAUCUUCUCUUACGACAUCUCAAGAUGAACCGUCUACUAACCCAGAUAUUCUAAACAAACUUGCAGUUGAAUCAAAAGGCCCUUCUCCUACAGACUCGCCGACCCUCGGCCCCGUAUCAAAUGAUUCCGGUCUAAGCCUUAUGGUACGGCAACAUCUCCGAGCUGACAGCAAUGCCUCGUCAAUUUACUCUGGCGUACCUCCCACAGCAGGCACAGAGUCCCGGUUUCCUACCGAUACUGUCGGUUCGAAAGCUACGCCUGAGUAUAGCCCAGGUUACAACCCCUGGCAGGGCGGAGAUCAAAGUCGUGAUUGGAACCUGGACCUAGACGUUGCCGAACCCCUUGCAGAUACCGAGUCCCUGAUGUCGGAUUCUAGUAGGGCUGUUCAAUCCAGGGUGGAGUUAUCUUCACACAACGAGUCAAACAACCAGAACACGGACGAGUUCGCAAGCCGUCUCGCUGAUGGUGCUCGCCGAAUCCGCGAAAAAUUAACUUCGUAUGUUGAGACCGACAGUCGUUCCUCAUCCCCACAUAGGCUAGAAGAGCACAACGAUGCGUCUGACUUAGCGCCACUUCCACGACCUAGUGGCCUCGGCGCCAUCUUACGUCCUAGGAGUAGCAGAGGCUCCUUGGUUGAUCGUGGCCGGGAACCAACCUCGACCAGGGCUUUCAAGAUGAUGGGUAUCAGUCCUGGGGGCUCUAGAACAGCUAGCCCAGGAAGCGAGUCUCAAAAGGGGCAGAGUGAUGCUGGGGGGCUAGCACAAGAGGGAGAGGACAAAGAAUCCACCAGUGAUAGCCAGCCACCUGGGCUCCGUCAAUUUCGACAAGCCAGACGAGACCUGCAACGGCUCAAGGAGCUGGAGUCGCAAUCUCGACAUUACCCAGCACCUCAGGGCCCCCCGCCGGAUAUCCCAUCUCCGCAACAAAGAGCCGCGAAAGAAGCUAUGGAACAGAGGACGAGGACACCAAGCCGAGACCACAAGCCGCCUCCUGUCUAUUAUAAACAACGUAUACCAAGCGACGAAUUGUGGAAUGGCGACUCCCCUGAUAACUCACUUUAUUAUCGAAACGAUCGACAACGCAGCGAGUCUGAAUCUAGCUAUGAGGCACGCUCCAACAAUAGAAUGACACGGUCUAGAGAUACAUUCACUGGACGGGAAACUACCCCCGCUCGCUUCUCUCAGUCGCCAAUGCGCCCAACUGGGCUACCAGGGACUGAUAUUAAACGUUCACCAAUUAUGCCUCCACAGCCUCACCCUAAUGUUUCACUGAGGAUGAACACAUCAAACCAGAACUCAGGCGGCAAACUAUACGUGCCACGCACUUAUGAAUCUGACCAGCCUUCCCCUAUCUCACCAGGAGCGUCGCCUUUGUUCAACUCAGCACCACCCACUCCUCGUAAUUUAUCUCCUAGGCCUCCGGUUGCCCAAAACCUAAGUUACGACAGUGUAACUGUGCCUAGUUCUGGUUUUCACGCGGCAGAAAAUAACAAGUCAUAUAUCAACACUCGAGAUGCGCCCCCUCUUCCUCCUAUCAACCCGAGACGGCGUCAGGAUAGCACAAAAGCACGUCCGGCUCUGGAAUCGUUUGUUUCUCGGGAUCGAGACAACUUUGAGCGUAACGGUAGGGUGAUGUCGCCAAAUCAUCUCAGCGAAAACACUAACGGCGUGGAUCAUCGAGGUGUCUCUACCAAUGGCAACAGAGACGGUUACAGUGCCCACUCGAAACGACCUCAAAGAGCGAUGACGGAUGUUGCUGGCUCGAAUGUGGGUUUCGGCAAGCCGCGAGGCAACAGCUCGCCUCUUAACAGUGUCCCACCCACAUCUAGAAUGACUGUGGGGCAGCUCAGAAAUAUGCCGCACAACACUGGUCUACCAGGUGGUAUGAUUUAAUAGCUGAGUGAAUAUCUCGAUCUGGGAUAUGAGGCGACCCCAUGGCUGGACAUCACGGCUGCCUGCUCAAUGGCACUAAAUGCU
Molecule: messenger RNA, 3857 nt
Organism: Xylaria bambusicola
Lineage: Eukaryota; Fungi; Ascomycota; Sordariomycetes; Xylariales; Xylariaceae
Exons: 1
Coding region: 222-3773 (1183 amino acids)
Source: RefSeq, a predicted model, not a curated record